This is a messenger RNA of Culex pipiens pallens (northern house mosquito), 1803 nucleotides long. Its product is annotated as prostatic acid phosphatase. Gene Ontology annotation, molecular function: phosphatase activity. Lineage: Eukaryota; Metazoa; Arthropoda; Insecta; Diptera; Culicidae. The transcript has 5 exons. Bases 424 to 1683 code for a protein of 419 amino acids. Gene Ontology annotation, biological process: dephosphorylation. The record is from RefSeq and is a predicted model, not a curated record.
CAAGUCUCCCUCUCGCGCUAUAGCUUUCGGCGCCCGAAGUCAGUACGGUCGUAAAGUAGAGUGAAGUUAGUCGCUGAAAAGCUCUACGAGCGAGUCCAAGUCGGUGUUGAACGCGAUCGCGAACGCGUCCGUUGUGCGCGGGUGUUUCCGAGGUUCUUAAGAACCAUGCCAGAACCUGCAGAGAAUCUUUCAACGACAACAACGACGUGACAAAUUGCGCGACUUGUAACCGGUUCCCCAAAAGGAGGUUUGAACAACAAAACACGCACAAACUCAUCUCAAACACACGCCCAGCUUAGCUUUAAUCAGCUCGGAACACUUAAUUAAACAAAAAUAUCGCCCGCGCUCCUGCCCCCACGCCCGGCAAUAAGGUUCGCGAUCGCCGCGGUCCAGGACUCGUGUAUAUAAAGCGCGAAUCGCGGCAUGUAUUCGCUAAGUCGGCGCGUAAUAAUCAUGUUGAGCGGGGCGAUCGCGUUGCUGGUGCUGGUGACGAUCUUUGGUGUGUACGGAGCACCCACGGCGGAACAUUUGCUGGACGUGCCGGAUGGGGGUGGUGCCGAAUCGCGGUUACAGGGUGACGACCUGAUCGAGGAGGAUCGCGCCCUUCGGGACUACGAGCUGAAGCAGGUGCAUGUGUUCUUCCGCCAUGGACAACGCACUGCCGCGGACACCUACCCGACGGAUCCGCUCAUCAAUCAAACCUUUGCCCCGUACGGAUGGGGCCAACUGACCAACUACGGCAAGGAAACCCUGUACGACAUCGGCACGUGGCUGCGGCAUCGCUACGGCAAACUGCUCGGCAAGCUGUACUACCCGGAAAAGGUGCACGCGCAGAGCACUGGGGUAUCUCGAACACAAAUGUCCAUCGAGCUGGUCCUGGCCGCGCUCUACCCGCCGGAGGGAACCGUCCAGGAGUGGAACCACGAUUUGAACUGGCAGCCGAUUCCGUUUUUCAGCGAACCGUUGGAUCAGGAUACGCUGUUGCUGGUGCGCAAGUCCUGUCCGAGAUAUCAUGAGGCCGCGAAUGCUGUACUGGAGAGCGGUGAGAUUCGCCAGCUAAUGGUUGACAAUCUGGAGUUGUUUGAUAACUUGACACGGAUAACCGGGAUGGACAUCCGGACGCCGGACGAUGUUCAGUCGCUGUACGCGACUCUGCGAGCCGAAUCCGAGUUUGGUUUGACGCUUCCGGAGUGGACCCGGGAUUACUACCCGGAGAAACUGCUGCCGCUGACGAAGCUCAGCUACGUGCUUAACGUGUACAACGAUGAGCUGAAGAAGCUCAAAGGUGGUCCGUUCCUGAAGAAGACCCUGGCCGAGUGGGACGCCGUAAUUGCCAACGAAGAAAGUCCAAAGAACAAGAAGAUGUUCGUCUACGCUGGGCAUGACUCGACGGUCGUCAAUCUGCUGUCCGUGUUUAACGUCUGGCGGGAACAAUUCCCCAACUACGCCAUCAUGGGCCUCCUGGAACUGCACAAGCACAAACGAACGGGCGAAUACACGGUACGGAUCUUCCAGAAGAACGUGGGCGAGCCUCCGAUUCCGCUGACGAUUCCCGGCUGUGCCAAGCGUUGUCCGGUGGAUCAGCUGAAAGAACUGCUCAAAAGUCACGUGCCCAUCGAUAUGGUUGAAGACUGCAAGGCCCACGGGGACGGAUUCGAGGAACCGCCCCCGAGGGGACCGUAAUUCUCAGUUUAAGUUGCGUUUUUUUUGUAAUUUUAUGAUUAAGUUAAAAGUGAUUUUAUGAUUUGUGAGAACGUUUUUCGAAUAAAUUAAGAGCUGUGAAUGUUUGGAACUAUUUCUAAA